Lacerta agilis (Sand lizard) is the source of this 992-nucleotide messenger RNA. Its product is annotated as sulfotransferase 6B1-like. The transcript has 7 exons. Gene Ontology annotation, biological process: sulfation. Bases 51 to 992 code for a protein of 313 amino acids. Gene Ontology annotation, molecular function: sulfotransferase activity. Lineage: Eukaryota; Metazoa; Chordata; Lepidosauria; Squamata; Lacertidae. The record is from RefSeq and is a predicted model, not a curated record. Gene Ontology annotation, cellular component: cytoplasm.
AUAGCUCAAAUCUCAGUCUUCAUCAAGUGUCCAUCCCAUCAGAUACAAAGAUGACCAUGAACAGGAAACGUAUUGAAAUUCUGGAAAAGUUUUUGGCUGAUGGUGACAAGCUAGCUCCAGAAGAUAAGCUAUUUACUUAUAAAGGGAUUUUGUAUCCUCUUGCUAUUUGCAAGCUUGAAAAUUUCCAAGCUCUUGAAACCUUUGAGGCCAGAAUGGAUGAUGUGAUCCUGGCAGGAUAUCCUAAAACAGGUACAAACUGGCUUGAAGCCAUGCUACGUGACUUGGAAUUCAGGGCUGGGAAAUAUACAGAAGAGGAAUCUAAAAGAAGAAUGGCAAUUGAAGAGGAAUUGGCAGUGCCUCCACGUCUUGAGUUUGGGAAUCUAGAUGCCAUCAAGAGGAUGACGAAAUUACCUUCCAGAAGGAUCAUAGUAACUCACCUCCCUCCUCAUUUACUACCCAAAUCUAUUUUCAAAAGUAAAGCCAAGAUACUGGCGCUGACUCGGAAUCCCAAAGAUACAAUAGUGUCUUAUUUUCAUUUCAACAAUAAUUUUUCUGCCUUUCCUAAUGCAACAUGGGAUGCAUAUUUCACAAAUUUUAUGAAUGGAAAAGUGUGUUGGGGCUCCUACUUUGACCAUGUCUCAGAAUGGGACAAGUUCAUUGAUGAUGAAAAUGUCAUGGGCAUAUGUUACGAAGAACUUAAGGAGGACCAACAUUCAGGAUUGCAACAAAUAGCUAAAUUCUUUGGGUUUUCUGUGACUGAAGAAGAAAUUAAAAGUGUUGUAGAAAAAUGCAGCUUCAAAGCUAUGAAGCAGAAAGCUAACGAAACUCAUGGAGCAUUUGGAGACGUUCUUUUCCGCAAAGGAUCUGUCAGUGACUGGAAAAGCCUGUUCUCAGAGACUCAGAACCAAGAAAUGGACAGAAGAUUUGAAGAGUGUUUAGCCAAAAGCAAACUAGGAGCAAAGAUGAAGUAUGAGGUUUACUGCAAGAUCUGA